AUGCCGCCAGCGCAACGUCGGGAAACGUCUUCAAGCGGUAACCAGUCUAGAGGGCGUGUUCUCACACAAAGGAGUCCCCGAGAUCAACCAUUACAUGGACCUCGUCGACCACCGCUUCAUCCUGGCACACCUAAACUGGCGACAGAAAGCCCACGGAGAGCUCCGUCUCCUCGAAAGGUCGUCACUCCUCCACCAGUUGAGCCCCAGGAUGCGAUUCAGGAAGUAGCAUACGCAUCAUCACCGCCGAUGGAAUUUGAAAUAGAGGAAGAACGACCAACUCGAGUGCGACGAUCUUCUCCUAAAUUCCGUCCCCGUGCGGAUUCCUUCGGAUCUGAAGCCGGUGGUGUGAGUCCGGUAGAUUUAGCGUCGGAUAAAGAUGCCCUUCUUGACACGGACGAGUUGAUGGUUUCGGCAGCGAUGACGCGGGUGGGGACGCCGAAGUUGGGUGUGUCUCCUAGAGAGGAAAUGAUGGAUCAUGAGAGGAGAUAUUUCCGCAGUACACUACCGAAAAAGUGGGUAAAUCCUUCCGGGUACUGCUGUCGGAUAUUAUUCACGUUGAUAUGGAUUGCCGUAUCUAUUAUCGUGAGCGCGACGAUCUUCACUCGAUCAACUCAAUGGUUUGGCGAAUUGACGUGUAUCAGACCUGCCCACAUCUACGAUGACGUACCGGGUUAUUCGAAGGUUUUUGCAGCAUGGGACGUGACGGGUACCCACGAGACGCUUGAGGGCAGCAAGUGUCGACUUUGGUUUCAAUUCGACCCGACUCGCGAUGUUGGUCAAACUGAAAUGCAGCAAAUUACAGAUUAUAGUCUACAAACGGGAGCUCAGUGUGGUUUUUACGCCACAAACGAAUUUUCCGGGGAGUGCGCCGACGCCCAUUGUUGGACGUGUAUUUCCAGCAUUCCCUGCUCGCAUGUUGUCGGCUCUGAUAUUGCGAUUUCUGAUCCUCCCUCUCCGGUUUCUUGGACAGACCUAAAAUUUCCCCCGUAUAUUGGUAGUUUGUCGCCGAUUCGGCUGACGAUGGACGAUACGCAUCAUAUCUCAGUUGAUAAUGCCGUUGUUGGUUUGGAGCCGAUUUGUUCAGCAGAUGGAAAUGUUUCUCCUGGUCACAUAGUUGUAAUUCAAGGAUUCAUAAUUGCUGGUCUCUUUAUGAUCAUUCUCGUUACUGCACGCGAGAGCUAUCUCUGGUGGCGCGAAAUUCAAGAGGCGCGCAAAAAAGCUGUUGAUGAUUCCGUGAUGGCUUGCCAUAUGCACGACGUGAGACGGGAAAUGAGGAGAAGGGUGGAAGGACGAUGGGAAGCAGAGGGCGUUAGGUAUAUGGUUGAAUCACAACGACAUAUGGAAAGUGAUGAGGAGAGGAGGGAAAGAAAAGAUGGGAGUAUGUCUCCGGGGGCUCGGGGGUUUUCGGCGGACCAAGAUUCGCCGUCAGGAUUGAAGUCGAAUGUACAUAGGCAUUUCGAGCACGGGAGUAUCUUGAGCCACGACCCUAGUCCAACAGCUAUGUUCGCACGAGCGCAUAGUACGUCGCGAUAUGGGACAGGUGCGAUGAAUCCACUUUGUCGAGAUCGUGUUGGUGGAUGGGAUGUACAAGUGAAAAACAUGCGAGUUGGGUUAGAGAAAAGGCGUCGAAUCGCGUUGGUCAGGGGACUUCUCAAGACGAUAUUGCGCGCUAUCUUGUGGCCGUCGGUGGUUGUGGACAGUAAGCCAGAGCGGAUGUCCUCGGGUGAAGGGGCCCGACGAGCUCAUGAGUUCAGUCCGAUUGAAGAUGUACCGACCCAGGGUUCGGUCGUGGAUCCUGAAGUGUGUGUAAUAAUCGUCAUAAGAAGCGGCAGUUGUGCUGAUUUCACCAAGAGGAAACGAAUCGCUAAGCUUGUUCGCAGGUGUGUUAAUCUUUUCCCUAGCAAUGUAGCGGGGUUCUCACGAGUUUUCGUGGUUGAUCAUGGUCCGGGGUUGGUCCCGGCCGAUGACUGUUGGAAGAUGCUCCAGGACACAGUGUCUCCCGAGAUUAACUAUGCGUACUUGCCUGAGGACGAUAAGGCGAUUGCCAUUCACUGGGCGAACAAAUUCUGGAUCCCCUCCCAAGUGCGACGGCACUGCGUAUCUUCGGGGAGUUCGAAGAUUCACUCAUUUCGCUACGCCAUGGUGAUCGAUGAAGUGGAUGGGGUUGACGACUUGCUAUUGCCUAUGUCAAUGGAGAUCGAUACUAAGGCACUUGCGAAGAGCGGUAGCAAAGUCUUGUGGUUUCCUUCAACGGUUCGGCCGACUGUCCAGGGACAGGGUCAGUCCGUCUGGGUUGAUGAUUAUUUCCUUAAGGCUGAUGCUAUUGUAACGAUGACUCAACAGAAAUUUGGUCGGAGCGCUGUAGUGGUCCCCUCGAAAUCGGUGUGCAUGUGGGAAAGGAAGGCGCUUUUGGAGACGCUGGAAAGGUUAAAUGGAACUGAUGCGACGUGUGCGUCCGGCGGUGAGCUGACUCAGAGGAUGUUCAUAACACAGAUGAGAUUAAAAGGCGCGGCUUCGAGUACUGCAGCACCACAGGUUCGGGUCACUAAUCAUGAUCAAUUUGGUGCGCACUGUAAAGAUUGGCGAUUGCUCUGUACAUUGGCGUUGGAGUUCUUCAACCCUUUUGUGGCUACUGCACCGAGAUGGAUUGCCAAGUUCAGCAUCGCUUUGUACCAUCUUAUUCCUGCCUUUUUCGUUGUUGCUCGACCCUUUUAUCUUGGAACGCUGUUUCUACGUGCACCAAUCGACAUACCUAUAUUGUUUCUGAUAUAUUAUGUCGUCCUCAACCCAUUGUCUAUAAGCGAGGUUUGUUUGGCGCUCCGGAGGAGACCGGAGAUCAAAAGACACUGGAAAAGGUCGUUGUUGUUUUUCGCUGUACCGCUGUAUAGAUUGGCAUAUGGGAUUGGGUAUCUCUAUACGGGUCUUUUCCAUGCUAUGUUCCAAAUGUGCUUCUCGUCACCGUCGAUAAGGGGGAGAGAGAAAAAAGCGUGUGGUGCUGGGGUGCCGCCACUUCCGGGUAGCUCUACUGUGGAUUGGUUUUCGGUGUGGGUUUGUGAAGAAGAUUUGGAGAGGAGGAAAAACGGAAAAAGGAAAGCGGUGGAAAUAUAUAAAAGUGGCAAUUUUGUGUGGUCGGCUUCGGGACGGGAAAAGAAGAAAUUUUGAGGCGAAGAAAAAGGGAAAAUGUGGAAAAGUAUAAUUUCGCAUGGUGUUGAUCUUAUGCGAUUUCAAGUCGUAGCUGCACGGAGUAGUGAACUGUAUAGAUGUCGCUCGAUUUAAUAGCGAGAAUAGGUUUGGUUUGUAUGUGUAUGAUAGUAGCAAUGAAAAUCUUCGCUGUGCGCUGAAGGUGGAGGUGGUGGAGGUAGUAGCAAAGAUACUCUGUUGAAGCAACUUUGUAUGUUACUAACGUUAGCUAUUUCGGUGUUGGUUUUACCCUCUUAUUUCUUGGCUAUUACGAUAAAUAACGUUUUCCGGAA
Molecule: messenger RNA, 3473 nt
Organism: Perkinsus marinus ATCC 50983
Lineage: Eukaryota; Perkinsozoa; Perkinsida; Perkinsidae
Exons: 31
Coding region: 1-3162 (1053 amino acids)
Source: RefSeq, a predicted model, not a curated record